AUGUCUCUCAACAACGACGACAAGGAGUAUGCUGGACCUCAGACGACAGUCUCACCUGCCUAUGAAGGUCUGACAGAUGAGGAACUAGCUACAACCCAUGAGGGCGACCACGGGACGCGUCGGGAUCUGCCCCCUCGUGUGGUAUCCAUGAUAGCUAUCGCUGGGACUAUCGGGACUGGCUUAUUCUUGGGCUCCGGCUCCGCUCUUGCGCUUGGUGGUCCAGUCGGCGCAUGGCUCGGCUACACGAUCAUGGGCGCGCUUGUUGGUUGUAUGAUGUACUGUCUCGGAGAAAUGACCUGCUUUGCGCCAAACAUCGGCGGCUUCGUCGAAAUGGGCACCAAAUACGUCUCGCCGCAUUUCGGCUUCAUGAUGGGCAUCAACUACAUACUCCAAACCGGCAUGGCGAUCCCCUCAGAGCUAUCGGCUAUCGCAGUCAUGCUGAGCUUCUGGGACGAAAACGCCACUCACGCGGGCAUCUAUAUCGCUGUAUUCCUCGUGGUCGCCAUCGGAGUGAACGUCAUUGGCGUAAGAUACUACGGCGAGAUUGAGUUUUGGUUCGCCUGCCUAAAGGUUGCCACGCUAGUCGGCCUGAUCCUCUUUGGGCUGAUCGCCAACCUCGGCGGUAUCGGACCCAAGCACGAGUUCAUCGGUGGUCGAUACUGGCGAGAUGAGCCUUUCAACGAUACAUUCAAGGGGCUUCAGCCGGUCGCCAAAGCCCGCUUCCUGGGUUUCUGGGCUGUCUUCACAAAGGCGGCAUUCAGCUAUGGUGGUAUCGAGAGUAUCGGGAUCCUAGCGGGAGAGGCUCACAACCCUCGCCGGACGAUGAGAAUGGCAGUGAGGACCGUUUUCUACCGUAUCAUCGGUAUCUACAUGCUCGCGAUCCUCAUCAUCGGCCUUAACGUCAGCCAAAAGUCACCCGAGCUGCUCAGCGCCGUCGCAGGCGGAGGCAAGACCGCCGCGAGUUCGCCCUUUGUUGUCAUCUGCAAGCAGACAGGCGUCCAGGUCCUGCCUAGUAUCAUCAAUGCUGUGGUCAUGACGUCUGCCCUUUCCUCGGCGAACGAGAACAUCUACGCUGUCUCGCGGACGCUCAUGGCACUCGCAAGGAACGGCUCUAUGCCGCAGUGGUUCCUCAAGACCAACAAGGCCGGUAUCCCAUUCUCUGGCGUCAUCAUCGGGUUCUGCUUUGCGCUACUCGCCUUCCUCAGUCUAUCUGCGGGGUCCAACGUCGCCUUCUCCUGGCUUAGUAACCUCUCUGCUCUGUCCUCCCUGGUCGGGUGGACGUGUAUCUGCUAUUGUUACACCCGCUUCAAGAAGGCUUGUGAUGUCCAAGGUAUCGACCGGACUCGGCUCCCCUUGCGAUCAUGGUUCCAGCCGUACCUCGCCUGGGUGUGCAUCCUCUUCUUCUCCCUCGUUCUGAUCUUCAACGGCUUCACCGUCUUCCUCGGCGAGUUUGCCAUCUCCGACUUCUUUGCGGCCUACGUCACCCUUCCGCUCAUCCUCAUGUGCUUUAUCGGCUUCAAGCUCGUCAGGAAGACCAAGGGGGUCCACACGGACGAUAUUGACCUGGGUGGGGGGCCAGCGGAGGCGUUGAGGGGCACGCAGUACGACAGGCUUGAGUAUGCCGCGCCUGUGGGGCAUCAGUUGAGUAGCUCAGCGGGUGAGAAGGUUUAG
Messenger RNA from Dioszegia hungarica, 1671 nucleotides. Its product is annotated as amino acid permease/ SLC12A domain-containing protein. The transcript is spliced from 12 exons. NCBI's taxonomy places the organism in Eukaryota, Fungi, Basidiomycota, Tremellomycetes, Tremellales, Bulleribasidiaceae. Gene Ontology annotation, biological process: amino acid transmembrane transport. Gene Ontology annotation, cellular component: membrane. Bases 1 to 1671 code for a protein of 556 amino acids. Gene Ontology annotation, molecular function: amino acid transmembrane transporter activity. The record is from RefSeq and is a predicted model, not a curated record.